AAAAAUUAAGGAAAAAUCCCGAAUCUCAAUUUCUGGUUCAAGCCUAAACCACCAGAUCCCUGAUCUUAUUGUGGGCUAUAAAAUCAUAAAAGUAAAUUUCCCCAUCGCAAGCAAAAGCCAAUCGACUUCUCAAACAGAUAGAAAAUGGCGUCAAUUUUGGGGAAAUUUUUGUUUCCAAGUCCUUCGAAUUUGCUGAUUUCAGUGAUGUCUGUUGUGAGCGUAGUGUCAUUAGCGAGUACUGGAUUCAAAGAGAUUAGAGGAAAGCACCUUCACUAUUCAAAAUUCUGGAAUGUUAACUACUCUGUUUCUAACAAAAUCAAACUUUCCAGUAGAAAUGGGAUGUUCUUGCUUUAUACUCCUGCUUUUCUUGCUGGUUUUGCCUCCUUUUGGCUUUUCCCCGAUGAAGGUCUUAGGUUUUUCUAUGUCAAAUCUGCUCUUACCAUUCAUUUCUUCAAGAGAAUAUUUGAGGUGCUAUUCAUUCACAAAUAUAGUGCUUCUAUGAUUCUUGAUAGCGCAAUUCCUGUUACUCUUAGUUAUUUCAUAUCUACUGUAACAAUGAUCUAUGCUCAGCACCUAACACAAGGAUAUCCUGAACCACCAAUUGAAUUGACUUAUCCUGGGAUUGUGCUCUUUCUUAUAGGAAUCAUUGGUAACUUCUAUCACCAUUACCUCCUUUCCAAGCUGAGAAGCAAGAAUGAUAAGGAAUAUAAGAUUCCUAGGGGUGGUUUAUUUGAUCUAGUGACAUGUCCUCACUAUUUGUUUGAGAUUUUAGGUUUCUGGGGAGUUUCUUUCAUUUCACAAACUUUGUAUUCCUUUUCUUUUGCUUUUGGAACCACAAUAUACUUGUUGGGAAGGAGUUAUGCCACUAGGAGAUGGUACCUUUCCAAGUUUGAAGAUUUUCCCAAGAAUGUAAAAGCCCUCGUUCCAUUUGUUUUCUGAUGCUCAGGUGGAUUUGAAGGGUGCAGAUCCAAUUUGUUUUACCUUAAUGUUGUUGGUAUAGGUACAUUACAGCCAGUUCGAUUGGAUGCAUCAACUGACUAUCAAUAUAUUAAAUUAAUAAAAAUUACUUGUUUUUAAUA
Molecule: messenger RNA, 1079 nt
Organism: Hevea brasiliensis (rubber tree)
Lineage: Eukaryota; Viridiplantae; Streptophyta; Magnoliopsida; Malpighiales; Euphorbiaceae
Exons: 2
Coding region: 145-939 (264 amino acids)
Biological process (GO): lipid metabolic process
Molecular function (GO): oxidoreductase activity, acting on the CH-CH group of donors
Source: RefSeq, a predicted model, not a curated record